UCGCCAGAUGCUGACACAACUUUAUUAUUCGUUCGGCCUGUUUCAACUGGUUCAACUCAAAUGGAUCUUCCAGCUGGAAUCCCCGUAGAAUUCUUAGUUGGCUUUAAAAAUAAAGGCCAACAAAGUUUCAUUUUAGAAACGAUUGACGCAUCGUUCCGUUACCCCAUGGAUUUUAAUUAUUACAUCCAAAAUUUCUCGGCGAUUCAUUACAACAGAGAAGUUAAACCAAGCCAAGAGGCGACAUUAGCGUACAGUUUUGAGCCAUCAGAAAGUUUUGCUGGACGUCCCUUUGGUUUGAGUAUUAACUUAAAUUAUCGCGACGAAUUUGGGGCUGCUUUCCAAGAGGCCGUUUUUAAUGAAACCGUGCAAAUUAUCGAAUUGGAGGAGGGACUCGAUGGCGAAACUUUCUUUUUGUAUGUCUUUUUGGCAGCCGGCGUUGUUUUGCUUUUGGUUAUUGGACAACAAACUUUGUUAUCAGUCGGGCGUAAACGCACAGGUCGGAAAGCACCUGUUGAAACUGGAACUAGUAACCCAAAUAACGUUGAUUACGAAUGGGUACCAAAACAAGCUUUAACAAAUAGUAAACAACAAAAAUCUCCAAAGACACCCAAACAAAGUCCAAGACAGCGUAAAGUUAAACGUAAUACCGGUUCGGAAUAGUGACUGAAAGUUAAAUCUUAAAAGUUGUUUUUUUUUACAAUUUUUUUCUUUUGUAAUUUAUUAAAGAUCCCUCAUGCUUGUUGUUUUUCUUCGUAAUAGUAAGCUUAAUGAGUUUCCGUUUUUAAGACAUAUUAUUUUUAUUCAUUUAAAAUUGUAUUUUUCUAUUUCUUUCAUAUACAAAGUUGUGAUUUACUGGUUAAAAAUUAGUUAAUGAGUGGAUGCAAUGUGUAUAUAUUAUGCACAAAAAUCAUCAUUGUCAUUUUAUACAUUCAUCAGUCUUCUAAUAAAAAACGGUUUUUGUA
This is a messenger RNA of Onthophagus taurus, 962 nucleotides long. Lineage: Eukaryota; Metazoa; Arthropoda; Insecta; Coleoptera; Scarabaeidae. The record is from RefSeq and is a predicted model, not a curated record.